Molecule: messenger RNA, 299 nt
Organism: Osmerus eperlanus (European smelt)
Lineage: Eukaryota; Metazoa; Chordata; Actinopteri; Osmeriformes; Osmeridae
Product: myosin-10-like
Exons: 5
Biological process (GO): vesicle transport along actin filament; actin filament organization
Cellular component (GO): cytoplasm; myosin complex; actin cytoskeleton
Molecular function (GO): ATP binding; microfilament motor activity; actin filament binding
Source: RefSeq, a predicted model, not a curated record
AUGUCCUAUCGUGAGGACCAAUCAAUCCUUUGCACAGGUGAGUCAGGAGCAGGAAAGACCGAGAACACCAAGAAGGUCAUCCAGUAUCUGGCCCAUGUCGCCUCGUCACACAAAGGACGCAAGGACCACAACAUUCCUCCAGAAUCUCCUAAAGCAAUGAAGCUCCAGGGCGAGCUGGAACGGCAGCUCCUACAGGCCAACCCCAUCCUGGAGUCCUUCGGCAACGCCAAGACCGUCAAAAAUGACAACUCGUCACGUUUUGUACGUUCAUACUCUGGGUUCUACUGCAUGACUAUGCU